Molecule: messenger RNA, 1218 nt
Organism: Oncorhynchus masou masou (cherry salmon)
Lineage: Eukaryota; Metazoa; Chordata; Actinopteri; Salmoniformes; Salmonidae
Product: red-sensitive opsin
Exons: 7
Coding region: 1-1218 (405 amino acids)
Biological process (GO): cellular response to light stimulus; phototransduction; visual perception
Cellular component (GO): plasma membrane; photoreceptor outer segment
Molecular function (GO): G protein-coupled photoreceptor activity
Source: RefSeq, a predicted model, not a curated record
AUGGCUGGUAUAAAACCCCACAGAUUGGGGUACACCAUCUUGUUGGUUGCUAACACCACAACAGGUGAUCAGCAAGACAAGACAACAGAAGCCAACCACAAGACAGAGAAAAAGCGACCAACAGGUAAAGACACUUUCUCAGAAAUGGCAGAAAGCUGGGGAAGUGCUGCUUAUGCAGCCAGGCGACAAAACCAAGAUACAACGAGAGAAUCUUCCUUUACCUUCACCAACAGCAAUAACACCAAAGAUCCCUUUGAGGGCCCCAACUACCACAUUGCUCCAAGAUGGGUGUACAAUGUUUCAACACUUUGGAUGAUCAUAGUGGUCAUCCUCUCAGUCUUCACCAAUGGCCUGGUACUGGUGGCCACUGCAAAAUUCAAGAAGCUCCAACACCCUCUGAACUGGAUCUUGGUCAACCUUGCUAUUGCUGACAUUGGAGAAACACUUUUGGCAAGCACCAUCAGCGUUUGCAACCAGUUUUUUGGCUACUUCAUUCUGGGACAUCCAAUGUGUGUCUUUGAGGGAUACACUGUCUCCACUUGCGGAAUUGCUGCUCUGUGGUCCCUGGCUGUCAUCUCUUGGGAGAGAUGGGUGGUGGUGUGCAAGCCCUUUGGAAGUGUCAAGUUUGAUGCCAAAUGGGCCAUGGGAGGCAUUAUCUUCUCCUGGGUCUGGGCUGCUUUCUGGUGUGCCCCCCCCAUCUUUGGCUGGAGCAGGUACUGGCCUCACGGCCUGAAGACUUCCUGCGGACCUGAUGUGUUCGGAGGCAAUGAGGAUCCUGGAGUCAAAUCCUACAUGAUCACUCUCAUGAUUACAUGCUGCUUCUUCCCCUUGUUCGUGAUCAUCUUCUGCUACAUUUUCGUGUGGCUAGCCAUUCGUGCUGUUGCUGCACAACAGAAAGACUCUGAGUCAACACAGAAGGCCGAGAAGGAAGUGUCCAGGAUGGUUGUUGUCAUGAUUAUAGCUUACUGUGUAUGCUGGGGACCUUAUACCUGCUUUGCCUGCUUUGCUGCGGCUAACCCUGGGUAUGCUUUCCACCCUCUGGCAGCCGCAAUUCCUGCCUACUUUGCCAAGAGCGCCACCAUCUACAAUCCAGUUAUAUAUGUCUUCAUGAACAAACAGUUCCGUACUUGCAUCAUGCAGCUCUUUGGAAAGGCAGAAGAUGAUGGCACUGAAGUGUCUACAUCAAAAACAGAGGUUUCCUCUGUGGCACCUGCAUAA